Messenger RNA from Knipowitschia caucasica, 2169 nucleotides. Lineage: Eukaryota; Metazoa; Chordata; Actinopteri; Gobiiformes; Gobiidae. The record is from the annotation of a GenBank genome assembly.
AUGCCCCUGGGCCACAGUUUGCACAUAGCGAGCGCAGCGUCUAGACCUCAGCGAGACUCCAGGAGGUCCAACCCGGUCCUGUCCAGCCAGAGGUGGAGACGUAAUGGAAACUGCCUCGUGCCCACACCUCACUACAUGCACAGUCCUGCAGCUGAUAUUGGGCCAGGUUUUCCCAGUGGGGGAUCAGCAGUGAGAGAGAAAGAGCCCAGUCCAGAGACCUCUCUGGGCAGUGCCUACUCUCCCGUGGAUUACAUGAGCAUCACAAGUUUCCCAAAAUUACCAGAGGAUGAGUCGAUGUUUGCAGAAAAUUCUUUGAAAAGUCGGAAAGAAGAUGACAAUGCUCUCACUGAGCAGGACGCAGAUCCAGAUCUCUUCUUGAAGUCUGCUCGUCUGCAGCGGCUCCCGUCCUCUGCCUCAGACCUGGGCCUUCAGGAGGAUGGUGUUUUCAGAGAGACGGAUGCUGAUCCGUUCACUCAGGAGUGUGCUUGCCAGCGCGACGGACUCACGGUUAUCAUCACGUCUUGUCUCACCUUUGCCUUCGGAGUCACGAUUGCACUCAUCAUGCAGAUCUACUUUGGGGACCCUCAGGUGUUUAAACAAGGAGCAGUUGUGUCGGAUGUCGCUCAGUGCACCUCUGUGGGCAUGGCAGUCCUGGAAAAGCAGGGUUCCAGCGUCGAUGCUGCCAUCGCUACCUCUCUGUGUUUGGGGAUUGUUCACCCUCAGACCUCUGGCAUCGGCGGUGGGGGAGUUAUGUUGGUGCACGACAUCCGCAAAAAUGAGACCCGAGUGAUUGACUUCAGAGAAACGGCUCCUUCUGACAUAACUGAGACGAUGCUUCAAACAGCGCUGGAGGAAAAACCCGGUCUGUCUGUGGGAGUUCCUGGUAUGCUGAGUGGUAUGCACCAGGCUCAUCAGUUAUACGGCAGGAUGCCUUGGAAAGACGUUGUGACCGCUGCAGCUGAUGUGGCCAGAAAUGGAUUCAAUGUUACUCAUGAGCUCGCCCAAGCUCUGGCUGAUGCCAAGAAGCAGAACAUGUCCAAGGCUUUCGAGGACUUGUUUCUCCCUAAUGGCCAGGUGCCUCUUCCUGGGUUGUACAUUCGUAGGAUUGACUUGGCGGACAUCUUGGAGUCUGUGGCAGUGAAGGGCAUUUCAGAGUUCUACAAUGGGAACUUCACGCAAGAAAUGAUUAAUGCGGUGAAAGAUAAUGGUGGUGUGCUUAAUGAAGAAGACUUUGAAAAAUACAGCACAGUUUUGCGUAAACCAGUUGAGAUCAAUUAUCAAGGGUAUCACAUUAUGGCAUCUCCACCUCCACACGCUGGCGUCGCUUUGAUUACGGCGUUGAACAUUUUGGAAGGCUACAAUAUUACCAAUGAGCUUUCCAGACAGAGCACGUUUCAUUGGGUCGCAGAGUCUCUAAAAAUAGCCCUGGCCAUGGCGAGUGAGAUCGGGGACCCCAUGUUUGACACGUCUGUCUCUGAAGUCGAGACCAAGAUGUUGAGCAAAGAACAGGCCUCAGAGUUUCGCCAGAUGAUAAAUGAUUCCCAAACGUACCCUGCUGAUCACUACACACAAACAUUCUCGUUGGAGGAAGGAGCCGGAGCUGCUCAAGUCAUAGUGAUGGGGCCGGACGACAUCAUCGUGUCUGUUAUGAGCUCCUUGAAUAAACCAUUUGGCAGUGGGAUCUUGACAUCUUCUGGAAUACUCCUCAACAGCCAGAUUCUGGACUUCUCUUGGCCCAAUAAAACGGACAGCUCCUCGCCAAACCCACAUAACCGUCUGCAGCCCGGGAAGAGGCCACUUUCCUUCCUCAUGCCCACUGUGGUGAGGCCUGCGUUGGGUCUGUGUGGAACAUAUGUGGCCACUGGUUCUUCUAAUGGAGAAAAGGCUCUUAGUGGCAUCACACAGGUGCUGCUGAACAUGUUGUCCUCACGUAUAAAUAUAAGUGAAAGUUUGGCAUAUGGUCGACUCCACCCACAGCUGCGGACCGACGCCCUGUUGGUGGAUAUUGACUUUCUUCAAGAAGACGUGGAGCUCCUUCAGAGAAAAGGUCACAAAGUUGAACGGAAAGAUCUGCUGUCGUUAGUGGAAAGCGCCAGACGGACCAAUGACGCCAUCAUCGGAGCGAAUGAUCCCAGGAGUGAAGACGCGUUGGCUCUCAAUAUUAUAUAG